Vespula pensylvanica (western yellowjacket) is the source of this 1238-nucleotide messenger RNA. RefSeq names its product nudC domain-containing protein 3. Gene Ontology annotation, cellular component: cytoplasm. The transcript is spliced from 4 exons. Bases 351 to 1091 code for a protein of 246 amino acids. The record is from RefSeq and is a predicted model, not a curated record. NCBI's taxonomy places the organism in Eukaryota, Metazoa, Arthropoda, Insecta, Hymenoptera, Vespidae. Gene Ontology annotation, biological process: protein folding.
ACUUACAUUUGUGAGAAAAAGAUAUAAAGAUUUAUGAAAAUUUAUACAUUUUUAUCAUUUAUUUUAACCUUUCACGAUAAGUUGCUAACUUCGCUUUCUAUUCGUGCGUAAUGAUGUACAGUUGAAUACAAUGGAAAUACAACACUAUGUGGCAAUUUUUAAAAUUUUAUUCUAACGAUGAUAUAUUAUCUGUUCUUUAAAUGAAUUUUUUUAUUUCCCCUGUUAAAGUGGGUAGCAUAGAUAUUUUGCAAUAAAUUCAUUUGAUCUUAUAUAAAAUAAGAUCUUAAAAAAAAAAAAAUCAUUUUUAACUAUUUAUUGAAAACAGAAUAGUUUAAACUUGUCAUAUAUCAAUGUCAUUGGAAGAUUGGAAGAAAAAAGAAAAAUUAUGUUAUGCUUCACAAGAAAAUAUGAUAAAUACAGUUCAAGAGGAAAUGUUUCCGUAUGUUUCUGAAGAGGUAGAGGUUAGAACAUCUACAGAUAUCGAAGAUGAAGUACAAAACAGAGGCGGUAACGUAAGACCUCUACAACCAUCGGAUAGCUAUAAUGGAGCUAUAAGAGACACUUAUAUUUGGUCUCAGACGAUCACUGACAUAGAUGUACUUGUAAAGCUUCCAAAGUCGCCUUUAAAAGCCAAGGAUCUUCGAGUUAGUAUAGAAACACAAAGAAUAAAGAUUGAAGCGACGCAGAGACACGAAACAUGCAAUAAAAGUACCAAAGAUCCCAAAUGGACUACUAUCUUUGAGGGUGAACUAAUAUUUAAAACGAAGAAAGAUGAGUCUGUAUGGAGUUUAGUAUCUGGAUAUGUCAGUAUACACCUUGAGAAAGUAUCCGAACGAUGGUGGGAUGCCCUUAUUAUGGAAGAACCUAAGAUAGAGCUAAAUAAAAUAGAUUGUUCAAGAAAUCUAGAUGAAAUGGGUUUGACAGAGCAAAUGAAGGUAGAAGAAUUAAUGUGGAAUCAUCAACAAAAACUUCUUGGCAAACCUACGUCAGAUCAAUUGAAAAUGGAAGCAAUUAUGAAGAAAGCAUGGAACGCAAAGGGAUCACCUUUCCAAGGUACAUCGUACGAUCCGUCCAUAAUAAAAUUUAAUUGAAACUAAUUAAAUAUAAAACACAUGCAAGAAGCUUCAUUGUUUUAUAACGUUUGUUAAGAAUUAAAGUUUCCGAAAGGUCAACUUUAUCAUUACUAUAUAAUAUAUUAUGAUUUUCUAAAAGAUUAAACAAGAUUGAGUUUUGUUAAA